Molecule: messenger RNA, 1161 nt
Organism: Linnemannia hyalina
Lineage: Eukaryota; Fungi; Mortierellomycota; Mortierellomycetes; Mortierellales; Mortierellaceae
Source: the annotation of a GenBank genome assembly
AUGGCAGACUCAUCACCAACAACAACGACAACAGCAACACCUAACGUCCCCUUCUUCAAGAAGCGUGCACCCAAAAACGUUCGCAAGCGCAAUCUCUCCGACGACGAAGACACUCAUACCUCCACUGCCUCAGAACCCUCAAACCUCAACCACACCUCCCUCUCCUCAGUCUCCAAGAAACGCAACGCCAAACGAGGACCUCAAACAUCCCACGCUGACAUCCUCCAGUCUUCCUCCACCAGCAGUGCCAACCGUCUAGCUUCAAAAGACGAAGAUACCGACAAGACUGUCGGCGUUGCAUACAAGGCAACGUUGGAGGGCAAUAUCCGGCUUGACGAUGCGACCAGGACACAGGAGAUUGAUACUGCCCAUGACCGGGAUGCGCAGGCCGUGAUUGAUCGUCAUAUGAGGGCUGUCGAGAAUGGGCUUGAUGAAUCGACCGGGGACGAUGGGCUCUAUAAGGGUAUGGCUGGAUACAAGUCGCAUAUUCAGAAAGGAGAAGUCUCCAACUCCAAAAUCAGAGUGGGACCAAUGCGCGCAUCAGCUAACAUCCGUGUGACAAACAGAUUCGACUACCAGCCAGACAUUUGCAAGGAUUACAAAGAGACCGGAUUCUGUGGUUAUGGUGACUCAUGUAUCUACAUGCACGACCGUGGUGACUACAAGGCUGGAUGGCAAUUGGAUCAGGAAUGGGAGGCUGAACAACGAGCCAAGAAGGCUGCCCUGAUCGAAGGUCUGGAUCCCGAGGCUGAGAGUUCCAGUGAUGACGACGAUGAUGUCCCAUUUGCCUGUCUCUUAUGCCGUGAACCCUUCAUCCACCCUGUCGUCACCAAGUGCAACCACUACUUCUGCGAAAAGUGCGCAUUGAAGAGGUACGCCAAGACGCCCAAAUGUGCAGCCUGUCAGACACCCACCGGAGGACUCUUCAACUCCGUUCCCAAGGACUUCUUGAAAAAAGUUGCUGAGCGGAAAGCCAAGAUUGAGGAUGCUGCGCGGAGGCGUGCCGAGGAUGAUGCUGCCAACUCUGCUGCAACUGGUGGUGCAGGUGGUCAGGGUGAAGAGGAGGGUGACUCUGGAAUGGUCGAGGAUCUUAGUGUUGUCGGCAUGGGCGGUGCUCCUAUUGGCGCCAGCGAUGAUAAUGAUGAUGAUGACAGCGACUAG